Molecule: messenger RNA, 2981 nt
Organism: Anolis carolinensis (green anole)
Lineage: Eukaryota; Metazoa; Chordata; Lepidosauria; Squamata; Anolidae
Gene: ddx24
Product: DEAD-box helicase 24
Exons: 9
Coding region: 8-2617 (869 amino acids)
Cellular component (GO): nucleolus
Molecular function (GO): nucleic acid binding; RNA helicase activity; ATP binding
Source: RefSeq, a predicted model, not a curated record
UGACCCCAUGCCUUUCCCACCUCUUCUUGUCAUCAAGCGAAAGAUACACAAACUAAUGUCUUCAGCCUCUAAGCAGCAGUACAGUGGAGGCGUUGCCACUUCCGGGCGCAGAGUACUGACGUCACGGGCCAUGGCCGCCUCCAUUCGCUCCCAUGUGGCUGCCAUUCCCGGAAGCGCCGCCGCCGUGUCUGGACGAGCUGAAGAUCCCAGAUCAGCCAUGAAGCUCCAACGAAGAAACAAGUUUAAGAGGCCAUCUAAAUUUAAGCAAAAAGGCAUCAAAGUUACAGGGAAAUGGAAAGCUGUUGAGAUUGACCCAAAUCUCUUUGCAGACGAGCAGCUUGGAGGCUUAGUAUGUUUUGAGGAGCUCACCAAUUAUAAAUUGGUGUCUUCUUCAAAAGUGGGAGAAGAAACAAGCAAGAAGAGGAAACUAAAAAGUGGGUGUGAAGAAGAGAUAGAGUCAGAGGAAGGCCCCAGCACCAUUCCUCAAAAGAAAAGGAAGAAGAAGAAAAGUGAGGAGAGUGAAGCAAAGAACCAAGGUGAAGUAGAAGAGGAGAACAUCAUAAUAGAUGAGGAAGCCAUGAGUAAAGAGACCCUUGCUGUCUGUGAGAGUGGGGCAACAGAUGCUACAAGCUUAGAAAAGAAACGAGUGAAGAAAAAGAAAAAAAGAAACCAGAAGAAAAAAGCAGAACUUUCCCAAGAUACCAUUGAACCAGUUCAAUCUUCUAAAAAGGCUAAAAACUGGACCAAUGUCUUAUCUGCAUCUUCAGAUCAGAAAGCGAAUAUUUCUGCAUGGAAAGGUCUCUUUGUUCCUAAACCUGUUCUUCAAGCAUUGAGUGAAUUGGGUUUCAGUGCUCCCACUCCUAUACAGGCUCUGGCGCUACCUUCUGCAAUUCGAGAUAGCAUGGAUGUCCUUGGUGCUGCAGAAACAGGAAGUGGAAAGACGCUUGCUUUUGCCAUCCCAAUGAUCCAUUCUAUUCUCCAGUGGUACAAAUCAAGAGGAUUGCCAAAGGGAAGCAAGAUCCAGCUUGAAGAUGGAGGAGAUAGCGAAGAGGAGUUGUCAAAGGAAGAAGCUAGCGAGGACAUUGGAGGCCUGAGCUCUGCUGAAGCUAAUUGUGCUGCAAUCAGCAGUGUUGAAUCUUUGGUUACACUCUGUGAGAAGGCAUCAGAGGAUGGAGACCAUCCAAAACAUGAUACUGUUGGAGAGAGAAGCAAUCCCCUUUUGGGGUUGGUCUUGACUCCUACAAGAGAACUGGCUGUUCAAGUAAAGCAUCAUAUAGAUGCAGUGACCAGAUACACAGGUAUCAAAACAGCCAAUCUUGUUGGAGGAAUGGCUCCUCAGAAACAACAGAGAAUCUUGAAAAGGAAACCAGAAAUUGUAAUUGCGACUCCAGGGCGCCUAUGGGAGCUGAUUCAGGAGAAACAGCCACAUCUCUCAAGCCUAAAGCAGCUCAGGUGCCUGGUGAUCGAUGAAGCUGACCGGAUGGUGGAGAAGGGGCAUUUCUUAGAACUCUCUCAGCUGCUAGAAAUGUUGAACAGCUCUCAGUAUAACCCAAAGCGCCAGACCUUUGUCUUCUCUGCCACUUUGACUUUGAUCCAUCAAGCCCCUGCUCGUGUUUUUCAGAAGAAAAAUGCUAUCAGAAUAGACAAAAAGACCAAGUUGGAAUUGCUAAUGCAAAAAGUGGGGAUGAAGAGCAAGCCAAAAGUGAUAGACUUGACAAGGAAAGAGGCCACAGUAGAGACCCUGACGGAGACCAGAAUCCACUGUGACACAGAAGAGAAAGACUAUUUCCUCUAUUAUUUCCUGCUUCAGUACCCUGGCAGAACCAUGGUUUUUGCCAACAGUAUAGAUUGUAUCAAACGUCUCACUGCUCUUCUAACCAUACUGGACUGCAACCCUCUGCCUCUUCAUGCAAACAUGCACCAGAAACAAAGGUUAAAAAGCCUCGAGAGGUUCGCUGAACGCAACAGUGCAACCCUCCUGACAACAGAUGUUGCAGCUCGUGGUCUGGAUAUUCCCCAUGUGCAGCAUGUCAUCCACUACCAGGUUCCUCGUACUUCUGAGCUGUACGUGCACAGAAGUGGCCGGACUGCCCGAGCUGCUAAUGAGGGGCUGAGCUUGUUGCUGAUUGGUCCAAGUGACAUGAUGAAUUUUAAAAGAAUUUAUAAGACCUUAGAGAAGAGUGAAGAGCUUCCUUUUUUCCCAGUUGAAACAAAAUGUAUGACUGCUAUCAAGGAGCGGGUAAACCUAGCAAGACAGAUUGAGAAAGUGGAGUAUUUUAACAGCCGAGCAAAACAGCACAACUCUUGGCUCCAACAAGCUGCAGAAGCACUUGAACGUGAUCUGGAUGAUGACGAGCUAAUAGGGGGUAAACCCAGUGAGCAAGAGGAGAGUGAGAAGCAGAAAAUGCUCAAGGGAAUGAAGAAACACCUGAAGCACUUGCUCUCUCAGCCAGUAUUUAAGAGCCUCAUGAAGACCAAAUACCCAACGCAGUCUGGAAAGCUACUCCUUUCUGAGGCAAUGGGGGAGCUUUCCCAGACCGCUUUGGGCACUGUGUCAAGGAUGCAAGCCAAGAAGAAGAAGAAGAAACAACAACAACAACAAAAUGUAGCCAAGUGAAAUCACUAACUGCAAUUGAAAGAUUGUAAGAGAAGUAUCUUUUAUCCCCAUCCAGCCAUUACAGGCUUGGGCCAGCACACCCCAUUCUGGACCAAUGACAGCUAUAUAUACAGAAUGCAUUUAAGACUCUUCGUUUUGGAGAGUAUGUUAGAGAAAACACUUGUUUGUAGUCCUUUAAUUUUAUGCCAGCAUUUGAGGGUUAUAUUUUACCUUCAGUUCAGAAGGUUAUAGGAGUAAUAGGUCUCUUCAUUUUGUGUCAAAAGAGAAAGUUGAAUUCCACAAGAAAAAUAAAUACAAAGAUUUACUCUAAGAAUGUAUAUUUUCCAAUUUUAACAGGAAAUCUUUAUUAAAAUCUUAAAAUAUU